Messenger RNA from Chilo suppressalis (striped riceborer), 5740 nucleotides. The record is from the annotation of a GenBank genome assembly. NCBI's taxonomy places the organism in Eukaryota, Metazoa, Arthropoda, Insecta, Lepidoptera, Crambidae.
UGCAAGAACAGCGCGAGCAUACAGCCUACAGCCAGUCCGUUAUCGACAACCGCCGCGGACGGCAGUCGCGGUCGAUUUAAAAAAUAAAAAAAAGUUUACACCUAAAACUCCGCGAGUGUGUUCCGUUGCCGCAAAAAAGAAAAAAUCAUCCCGUUUUAUUCCAAAGGUUCAACUUGGCAUGAACGCGACAUAAAUGCAAGAAACCUCCACAGUAGCGCCUCAGACCGAAAAGGGUGUAACUGCGAAAUUUCUAUUUUACAUAAAAGACAUCACGUUCAUAUAUUUCAAAUUCGUUGUUUAUGCAGUAAUAAUUUACAGUCUUUUCUAUUAUUAUGAUUAUUAUUUUGGAUGAUAAAUAAACAAGUGAUGAGCAGGUGAUAAUGUGAAUGAAGUGAGAAGUGACACAGUCAGUGAAGUGAAUAAAAAGGAUGUUUUGAGGAGUGAAAAAGAACACUUUUGGUACUUCGAAUUGAUUCUGGGAGUGUUUUAAGGUCACGCAAUGAAGCGGAGACACAGAUGGGUGGGCGUCAGCUUAUUCUGUAUAAGUGUCACCUUGUUAGCAUCCCAGCUGCCUUCAGCAUCAGCCGUGCGUGCCACGUCGCUGAUCUUCCAGAAGACUACCACCACCACCCCAGCUCCUGAGGAACCAUCAGGGCCUGACGAUGAAGCCCAGGUGGAACCGACUGCCGAAGGCGCUGCGGAACAACAGAACAGCACAAGCAAGUUGACAGGAAUACCACAGAUCGACUAUAUAUACGACCCAAAUCUCCCGCGCGAGCUGAACGGGUACAACCUCACCGAGUACCCUUUCUACGAGACUGUACCUCCACCGGAAUUGAUCGACUUCAAAUGUGACGGGUUACACGACGGAUUUUACGCUUCAGUGCCACAUAAGUGUCAGGUAUACCACCAUUGUCUGUUUGGCACGCGAUACGAUUUCCUGUGCGCUAACUACACAGCGUUCGAUCAGAAGACAUUCAUUUGCCAUUUCGUAUCCGAAGUUGACUGCAAGAAUUCGCCUAAUUAUUUUAACAGGAACGAAGCUCUCUACAAAGCCACUACUACCGCCCCCCCUCCCACCACAACAACUACAACGACCACUACAACUACAGUCCGCCCCCCUCGGCCGGGACGUCGUCGUCCCCCCUCUAGAUACGACUACUACGACUACGCAGAUGAAGAUUACGAAUACGACGACAGGCCUAGAAGGACUAGACCUCGUGCUCAAGGCAGACCCGGGAAAAGGCGACCUCAAGACGACUACGAUGACGACAGAUAUGAACGUCGUCCAAGGCCGAGAGACGAGGCGGAAGACGAAUUUGAAGAACGCAGACCGUACGAUAGAAGACCGGCGAAAAGACCGCAGUACGAUAGAAGACCUUACGAUGAAGACGAAGACAGAAGACCAGGGUAUAGAAAUAGACGACCUGUUAGACCACGAGACGACGAUGAUGAUAGAUACGCAGAAGAAAGACCAAGAGGAGGACAGAGAGAUCAGAAAAGAGAUGAUUUGAGACCCAGAGACAAGAGACCGAGGGAUGAAUACAGGCCUAGGGAUGAAGUGCGGGCUAAAGAAGACCUUCCUAGGGAAGAAACUAAGUCGAGGGAUGAAAUAAGACCGAGAGAUGAAAUAAGACCAAGGGGUGAAAUUAGACCAAGGGAUGAAAUUAGACCAAGGGAUGAAAUACGGCCUAGGGAUGAAAUCAGACCAAGGGAUGAAAUUAGAGGUAGGGAUGAAAUUAGACCUAGAGAUGAAGUCAGAUCAAGAGAUGAAAUAAGACCUAGAGAUGAAAUAAGGCCAAGAGAUGAAGUCAGACCAAGAGACGAGUACAGGCCGAGGGAUGAAAAAAGACCUAGAGACGAUAGAGUACGAGAUGAGAUUAGACCACGUGAAAACCUAAGACCACGGGAUGAAAGGAGACCUUCUAGAGAUGAAGAUUUAGCUGAACCUAAAAGACCUAGGGAUGACCGAUAUCCUACUAACGAAGGUCGAAGAUAUCGCGACGAAAGACCUUACAGGAUCAGAGACGAUAGACCUUACACCAAACCUGAUAGAUAUGACGAUGAUAAAGUAGACGAGAAAAGGGAGAUCCCAUCAGCUCCUGAAACCCAAGGUCUUGUAAAACCCAACGGCCAUGGGCUUUUCAGCAAACCAAGAAUGCCUCCGAAAAUCAAAAGACCAGUCCCAGUAAACGCUAAAGAGAAAUUUGAAUACGUAACAGUUGCAACUACAAAAGCGCCACCUAAAGCUGACGAUGACGACGAAUAUUACGAUGAUUACGAAGACGAAGAACCUACUAGACCCUCGUCUUCAGGGAAAUCGUCCACGAUUCACCAGAGACCGAAAACGGAACCCGUUGAAAAGGAAAAAUUCAAACCUUCCCGUCCACAUGUUUCGAGUCAAUCUGCCAAUUAUAAAGAGAGGAAAGCGGCUAAAAAGCCUAAUUAUGAAGACGAAUAUUACGACGACGUUGAAUAUAAAAAACCGCGUCCUUUAGCCAAAGUCGAGCAAAAACCUAAAGUGACGACACUGAUUGACGAUUAUUACUAUGACGAUUAUGAAGAAAUUAAAGAUAUAAAAGAGAAAAAAGUAGUCGCUAAACAACAAGAAGAUAUAACGGAUAAAAUUAAAGAUAUCAGGCCUAAUGUAAAAGUUUUCAAGCGUCCUUUUUUACCGUCUAGGGGUGGUAGUCCCUAUUUACCUAGGGGCUUGCAGCCUGUCAACGGAAAAGUUAUGACUGCACCUCCCAAAACCACCCCUAAACCCACUACAACCACUUCUACAACGACCACUACUACCCCUAGGACUAAAACUACAAGAAAAACUACUACUACUGCGAGAUUAACAACUACAGAAUCUAGUUUGGCUGAAAAACUAACAGCUCCCGAAGAUGAAUAUGAAUAUUACGACGAGGAAGACAUAGAAUAUGAUGUUAAAAAACCAUCACCUUUAUCCACUGCACAUCCAUAUGUAAACAGAGAUGACGAAGAAAUUGAAACGCGAAAAUCAAAAGCAUCUCAUGAACCCGAUAUACAGAUAGAAGAACAAGACUAUUAUCCCGAAGAACCGAAAUUAGACCAGGAAGAACCAGAAUUGGAUACUCGAGAAGAAUCAGAAUUCGAAACUUUAAAACCCGAAAUCAAAACGUAUUCACCGGAAAUCAAAACACGUCCGCCCGAAUUAAAAACUCGUCCACAAACGUUGAGAAGUCAUUUCCAUGAAGUCAGAACUCACAAACCUGAAUUGAGAAGUCGACCAUAUGAAUAUGAAACUCAAUCGCCAGAAGUCAAACUUCAUGAUCUUGAAUUCAAAACUCAUACGCCAGAAGUAAAACAUCAUUCGAAUGAAUUCAAAACUCAUACGCCAGAAGUCAUACCCCAUUCACAUGAAUUCAAAACUCAUACGCCAGAAGUAAAACAUCAUUCACAUGAAUUCAAAACUCAUACGCCAGAAGUCAAAACCCAUAUACAUGAAUUCAAAACUCAUUCACCAGUAGUCAAACCUCAUCCACAUGAAUUCAAAACUCAAUCGCCAGAAUUGAAAACUCAUACUCCUGAAUUAAAAACUCACACAAACGAAUAUAAAACUCGUCGAACAGAUUUCAAAACUCAUGCCCCAGAAUUUAUAACGCAUGCACCAGAAAUCAUAACUAGUCCAGAAAUUUUUGAAAAACAUCCACCAGAAUUCAAAACGGAUUCACCAGACUUCAUAGCUCGUCCACAAGAAUUUAAAACUCAACCGCCAGAAUUAAAAACUAGCGCGCCCGUAACGGAAUCGCGAUACCAAGAAUUGAGGACUUAUGAACCAGAAAUUGUAACGGACAAACCCGAAAUCUUAACUCGCAGACCUGAAACUAAAACACAAAAACCUGAAAUCAUAACGCACAGUCCGGAAAUCUUCUCUCAUGAACCUAAAAUCAUAACCCAAGAACCGGAAAUCAUAACGCAUGCAGCAGAAAUUGAAUCGCACUUGCCACAAAUCGAUACACGCCAAUCGGAAAUUAUCUAUGAGCCGGAAACGGAAACCCCGAAGCCGGAAGCGCUAACGCAAGCGCCGGAACUGAAAACCAGCAGACUGGAAACGUCGACUUUGGCUUUAACAACACCCGAGGAAAGGGCUAAGAAUUUAGCGAACAAAGUCUUGAGAAUUUACAAUGAUAAUUACCAACUGAUCAAAGAUAAACUGAAGACAACGCUUUCGCCGGGCGCUUAUAUAAAGCCAUUUUUGGAAGCAGAUGCUUAUACGCCAAGGGAACCCGAGUAUAAAAUAUCUAAUCGCCCUACGAAAGCCAAAAUAGCACCGCAUCCAGAAAUAUCUAAACCUUACACUGCUACUGGGAAGCCGCCGAAAAUACCUGACAUCAAACAGAACUUAGCUGAUUCCUUAGAAAGCGAUUAUGAUGUAACGCUUAAUGAAGCGAUAACACCCAAUGUUCCACAAGUUAACGUUAGAGUUCCAAGCGGUUUCGUUAUACCAAAUAGGGACUACUCUUUCUCUAGAUUCGGGAAUAGCUACCAUCAUUUGGAACCCCAAUAUGCGGCUUCGGAAUUGAAAAGCUAUCAGUUAGUCAAACGCCCCCAAGUUAGCGUAAGGACCCCCAAUAGCUACUAUUUACACCCUCAAAGGGUCGUAGGGUUCCAAGAUGACGGGGUCCAUAGAUAUCCGAGGCAACUGAUGUACAGACAGGUAGGAAAUUAUUUUUAAAAUUGUGAUUUUUCUUUAUUAUAUUGGUAACCUUUGAGAGAUGUCAAUUGGUUUAUACGAAAACCUGUGAGUGUGUAUUCUUAAGAAAUGUAUUUUUCAUAUAUAUUUUUAUUUCUUAUUUUGUUUUUUUUUUUAAUAUUUUAUUAUUUCUCAAUAUGCCUUACAGGUUUUUGUUGAAAAUUGAGGUACUUGUAUGUAGUACUUUUAAGUAUGGAAUAGUCAUUUUUUGAUGUGAAAUUAAGAAUAAUUAUUUAAUUUAAAAAUUUAUAAUUGUAAAAUAAAUAUUUGUAUUAUAAUAAUUAAUGCGUCACACAACCACAAUUAUAUUAUUUUAAUUAUUUUACAACGAACACAAAAUAUGACAUGAUUUAUUUAAUUAUUUUUAAUUUUCUUUUCUUUUUAUUAAAGUCAACUACGAAAGCAAACGAACACGAAAAGUCGUUCUUGGUUUUGUAUUAUUUAAAGUAUAUUUUCACACUUUAAAAUUCAGCAUGUAAAUGCAAGUAAACAAAAAAUAAAUUAUUUCACAUCGACAUUUAAGUAAUUAUAUUUAUGGAAAAACUGAACAAAAAAAACACAAAUUAUUUCUCUCCUUUUACUGCCAAUUUAUUUCUAAGUUUAAAAAUAAGAUAAUUAUGAAAUAUAAAUAUAAUACUCUAGUUACCCGUGGUAAGAUUAAGAGUCGAAUUUUUCAAAGGUUACCCAAGAAUGUGUUUAGUUGAACAAAUUUUAUUGUCAAAAAAUAUUAAAUAAAAAUUUUGUUUUAUUAUAAGUAUAUUAUUAUUUAUAAAAUAAAAAAAAAUCAUGGCAUUAAUGCUUGCAAAUUCAAUUAGUAACAAAAAAAUAUAAAAAAAAAUGAAUAAGAAAAUUUGUUUAACUGAAUAAUGACAACGUGUAGGUGUCAAAUUGUAAAUUUUUAUAAUUUUAAAUAUUACUACUUUAUGAUGUAAGUGAAAUUAAAAAUACAAAAAAUCCAUAAAAAAAUGUCGUAUUUAUUUCUACAUUUAAACUUAACAUGAAUUAAAUAAAAUAUUU